CAUAGUUUGCAUUAGGUGUUAUAAUAAAACAUGUAGUUCUCUGUGUGUCUAAACACCAUGGGGAAUGAUAGUUCUCUUGCAACUGUGGAGAUUACCGUGCAUCCUACCAUUUUCCCAAGAGCUGGAUAUGGAGUCUUGGCUUUCCUGAUGUUUAUUAAUGCUUUAUUUUCAAUAUUUAAUAAUUUUUUGGUUAUUGCUGUAACGCUGAAGAAUCCUCAGCUCCGUAACCCCAUCAACAUAUUCAUUCUCAAUGUCUCCUUUUCAGAUCUUAUGAUGUCCCUCUGUGGGACCACCAUUGUUAUAGCUACAAACUACCGCGGAUAUUUCUUCCUGGGAAAGAGGUUCUGCACUUUCCAAGGAUUUGCUGUCAAUUAUUUCGGAAUUGUUUCUCUUUGGUCCCUGACCAUUUUAGCUUACGAAAGAUACAAUGUGGUCUGCCAGCCUCUGGGAACUCUCCAGAUGAGCAAGAAGAGAGGUUACCAGCUCCUUGGUUUCAUCUGGGUUUUCUGUCUCUUCUGGGCUGUGGUCCCACUCUUUGGCUGGAGUUCUUAUGGACCCGAAGGAGUCCAGACAUCCUGCUCCAUUGGCUGGGAAGACAGAUCUUGGAACAACUAUAGCUUUCUGAUUGUAUACUUCUUGUCCUGCUUCUUUAUCCCUGUCUUGAUCAUUGGGUUUUCAUAUGGCAAUGUCAUUAGGUCACUGCGUGGGCUAAAUAAGAAAGUUGAAGAAAUGGGAGGAAAAGGUAAUCCAGAAGAAGAGUUUCGAGCCGUAAUUAUGGUGCUUGUGAUGGUGGUGGCUUUUUUGAUCUGCUGGCUGCCAUACACAGUCUUUGCUCUUACUGUUGUUAUUGACCCAGCCCUGAAUAUUUCCCCUCUGGCUGCAACCAUCCCAACAUAUCUCUCCAAAACAAGCCCAGUAUACAACCCAAUCAUCUACAUUUUCUUGAACAAACAGUUUCGUGAGUGCGCGGUUGAAUUUAUAACCUGUGGCCAAGUUGUUCUGGCAAAACCAGAUGAAGAGAUUUCGACAUCCGCAGCUCCAGCUGAAUCCAAAACUCCUUGUAAGAUCAACCAAGUGACUCCAGUCUGAUGUAGUUCUAUUGGCUGCAUUUUACAACAUUUUGUGCACUUUUUCUCCAGGAAACGUAAUGAAGCUCCUCUUCAGUGUCUUGUUAGUAAAUGAUCCAUGCCAGAAGAUAAUAAAUGUCCAUAGGGCUGCUUAUGA
Messenger RNA from Podarcis raffonei (Aeolian wall lizard), 1224 nucleotides. RefSeq names its product opsin-VA-like. Gene Ontology annotation, molecular function: G protein-coupled receptor activity. The record is from RefSeq and is a predicted model, not a curated record. Gene Ontology annotation, biological process: visual perception; phototransduction; G protein-coupled receptor signaling pathway. Lineage: Eukaryota; Metazoa; Chordata; Lepidosauria; Squamata; Lacertidae. Gene Ontology annotation, cellular component: photoreceptor outer segment; membrane. The transcript has 4 exons. Bases 58 to 1089 code for a protein of 343 amino acids.